UUGCUGUUGUAUGUACGAUGAAGUUUGAGAACAGGAUUGGCGACGAAAACAGCGGAUGAACAUUCUAUGAAAAGAAGAUAUGAUUCGUCUGAAUGUUUUUGUGAUUCUCUUCGUUCUCGUGCCCCGCUCGGGCAAAGCUAAUCGUUGCAGUUUCUGUGGGUACGGGACGGUCUGUGACGGCCGGCGGUGCUCUUGCCGUGAUGGCUUUGAGGGGAAACGCUGGAGUUCGGGCCAGAGAAGCUUCGUCUGUACAGACAUUAACGAGUGUGUGAGUGGGGCCCACCGUUGUCUGACGGGAACACGUUGUGUGAACAGCGACGGGACGUACGACUGUAGGUGUCGCUCAGGAUGGCACGGGCCAUGGGUCACCGCACACGGACAGUUUAUCUGCACAGAGAAAAGCCUGUGUGACAGUGUGUAUCACCGCUGUGGGACGGGCACUUAUUGUUUAGCCUCUAACACCACCUCAUACAGGUGUGUUUGCUCCCUGGGCUUCAGUUCUCGAACAAUCUCGGAGGUGGACGAGAUCUAUACCUGUUCAGACAUAGACGAGUGUCGGAAGAGCAGAGCCAAGGGUCCAGUUUGUGGGAAGAACUCACUAUGUACGAACACACUCGGCUCCUUCCGCUGUAAAUGUGUGAACGGCUUCCGGUCAGCCUGGAAGGACAACAUCAACUGUAACAUUAAAGUGGCAACUCAGCAAUCUGUAGCGGCACAAAGUUUCGAUGUGCACAAGAUUGGCCUUGCUGUUGGAGUAAGCGUCGUUGUUCUCGGCCUGACGCUGCUUAUACUCUGCGUUCUUCACAAACGAAAGAAACGCUCACGCAAGUGUUCUGUCAAAAGGCUUUACCAUAAAAAUGGACAACCAAUCAAAAUAUCGGUAUUGACAGGGCGGGAGUCAAGUUACGUCAACGUCAUUUUGACGUCACAAGAGGACAAGAAUUCUCCGGAUAACGGCAUCCUGGGAGAAAAGGUAGAAGACGCCAAACAGAAAGGCCAUAUUUAUUCCAACGAAAUCGAAUUGGAAGUGAACCUUGCGAAAGAUCAGAGUAAUUUUAGGAAAACAAACACAUUGCCGUCCCUGGAAUCUGGGUACGUCAAUCACGACACCAUCAAGAAAGCCAGGCGUUCACUCUCACACAAUGGAACAGCCCGAUGUAAGAUCAACAUCCGAAGACCCUUCAGUGACAGCUCUGUGCGCGUCUCCGGCAUCUCUGAUGAGCUUCAGCACAAAUUUUCACUGCUAAGAAAGAAAAAUGACGGUGAUUUCGAGAAGUUACCAGCGUCCCGUGGGGAUUAUGAUCGCCUGCAGAGAGGCAGUACGGUGUCCCCUCGUCCGUCAGUAGAUAAGCGUGCCGAACAUAUCUACGCUUCUCCUGACCCGGAAGACACCGAGGAUGACCUCUCCGCCUCUGGCUCGGUGUUUGACAUUUACCAGCCCGUCCCUGAUGACAUCGUCACCGAUAGUACAUCUCUGAUGGACAUCGAAGCCAGUACCAUAUACGAGCCAGUUAUCUACAGCAUACCCAACAAACCUCCAAAGCAGGAAAGAAUUUAUGCCAAUGAUAUUCCAAAGUGUGACCAACUUCUAGGCCCUUUAGCUGUGGACUGACCUCUAUAACAACCGACAAAAAAUCUUAUGAAGAAGAAAGCAGGGCCACUUUCAUAAAACUUCAUAAAAUCAUAUUUCACGUAACCUUUUUCGUAGAAGACCUUGUCUAGGUUGUAGCUUCGUAAGGUGACGUGAUUUAUGAGAAAAGUUAUAUAAAGCUCGAUUUGUUUUGCGAAUGUGAUUUGUAGAGAAGCGGCUAGAAUCUUAUGCCAUUAUUCAUUUGAUUGGUAUUUUACGCUUUAAUCAAAGAUAUUUCUCUUAAUACGACGAUCAGCAUUGGUUGGAAGAAACGGAACAGAGCUUGGGGAAAACUCACGACCAUCCACUGGUUGCUGGCAGUCGUUCUCGCGAACGACCGAAGAAGCAGGCGGCGUGAGCUGGACUUGAGCUCUCAGCGACUGCAUUGAUGAGAGUCUUCUGGACCUCUUUUGCACUCUGUUCGUUCCGAUGUAGGAUAUUAAAAGGCUAGAAUGUUAGAGUUUAAUUAAUUAAACACAAUUAAGCUUGUACUCAGCUAGCCUACAUGACAUAUUAUACUACACGUGUUAGAUGUGAUAUACCUAAAUACAGUGUAUCGGCGUGUUAAAUACUAUAGGUGACACAGUAUCUCUGUAUACGACUGUACUUCUCCCAACCGUUCAUUGAACUCAAUGAAAU
Molecule: messenger RNA, 2269 nt
Organism: Liolophura sinensis
Lineage: Eukaryota; Metazoa; Mollusca; Polyplacophora; Chitonida; Chitonidae
Product: multiple epidermal growth factor-like domains protein 10
Exons: 8
Coding region: 80-1612 (510 amino acids)
Molecular function (GO): calcium ion binding
Source: RefSeq, a predicted model, not a curated record